Venturia canescens is the source of this 2569-nucleotide messenger RNA. RefSeq lists its product as uncharacterized. Gene Ontology annotation, molecular function: olfactory receptor activity; odorant binding. The coding region runs from base 80 to 1249 and encodes 389 amino acids. Gene Ontology annotation, biological process: detection of chemical stimulus involved in sensory perception of smell; sensory perception of smell. The transcript has 5 exons. Gene Ontology annotation, cellular component: plasma membrane. The record is from RefSeq and is a predicted model, not a curated record. NCBI's taxonomy places the organism in Eukaryota, Metazoa, Arthropoda, Insecta, Hymenoptera, Ichneumonidae.
UUGGCAAUCGUGUAGAGGUAUUCGAAGCGACGAACGCUCCGAGCGAUUGGCUCCGAAGUAUUUUCAUCUCAACAUUAAGAUGGAAAAGAACGAGUACUUUCGCAGUGUCAAUGGAGUGAACAGGAUGGCGAAUAUAUUGUCCGGAAAUCACUUUCCGCUGAGUGACAAGGGAUCCGAUUCAAACCUCGUUUCACGAGUGUGGGUGCUUGUCGCCCGGUUUAUAAGAAUAACUUAUUUGAUAACGACGUUAUCCGGCACGUUCUACUUCGCGGACAUAACGGCUGGGGAAGCGUUCAAAAGAUUGGGUGCUGUAGCCGCAUUAUUUUUCGAAUCGUCGACAAUAGCGAUUUAUCUGCAUUUUUGUGGAAAAGAUUUGGGUGAUUUGGCGCGCAAAUGUAAUGACACUUUCGCCGGGUCCGAUGAACUGAAGAAAGUGGUUCGCGAAACUAUCGCACCUUACAAGAAAGGAGUUAGAUUCAACAUGAUCGUGUGCAUAAUGACCGCUUCCGUGUGGUCAGCAGGAUCCUAUCUCUUGGUUUUCUUCAAGCACGAAUUUACAUACGCCGAUUUUGCUGUCCCAGCUUAUUUUCCCGGCGAACCCUUCACCGUAAAUGUUUUUCUCGCUGGUGUGACGUUACAGGUUCUUGGGUUAUCUUUAACUGCCUUCGCGAAAAACAGCACCGAUGCCUACGUCACUCACUUCAUCGCAGUCUUGUCCGCUGAAUAUAAAUACGUGCGAAGGGAAAUGUCGAACGCACUGCGACAGGAAGAUGACGACGAAACAGCGGUCGUCGAGGCGCUCCAAAUUUGCGUCCGACAUCACUGUGCCACCAUUGAAAUCGCUCAGAAGCUUUGUGAUCUAAUGGCCAUUCAUAUCGGCAUAACGUAUUUUUCAUGCAUUGUGAAAUUUUGUUUCUUAGGAUUCUCGAUUAUAAGAUUCGAGAGCGCUCCGAUAGAAAAAAUCACGUUCGUUGUGUACACUGGAUCCUGUGUCCUUCAAGUAUUCCUCGUCUGCUCCUGCAUUCAAGAGCUUCUCGACGUGAGCACGUCCGUGACACAAGACGCAUUUCAUGAAAAUUGGCACGGGCGCAGUACUGCCGUGAAGAAUAUAUUUUACACGAUAGAAAUGAGCAAUACGAUGGAAUGCCGAUUGAGCUGUUAUCGAGUCGUCGAUCUCGUCGUGCCGUCAUUGGCACAGAUACUCAGCAAAGCUUACUCGGCUUGUCUACUCUUUCUCGAAGUCAACUGAGUCCACUUUCCUAUUUGUAACUAGUGCGAAUUAGUUGUACGUUAGAAACAAACGACAUAAACAUUCGUUCGGUUGACCGAUUGCUUGCGCUACUUUUCAUUUAAACCAAAAACCUCUCCCCGCGCCAACAUUCCAUGGUCGCCGACACCGUAACAGCCGCGAGAAGGAAUUCCCUCGAAAUCGACCUCUCGGUUGAACGAGAAAAUGAGAAAACUCGAAGUAACUCGUGAUUUCUGAAACGUCGCCGAUGCAGCAGCAUUGACAAAGCCACGAAUUUCUCGUUUCCUUCGAAAAUCACUUUUUCAAGUAACUUCAAUCGUUCGAUCGACCAGUUUCUUCACACCCUGUAUAAUGCACAUAGGCCUCUCAAACCACUCCGUUACAUUAGUGAAUCAGGUUGGCCGUUGCUCAGACUCCGUCAGACGUAAGAUAUACUAGUCCCUUGUGCAGACACAACGGGUCUGACCUACUGGUAAAUGCUGGUCAGGCAUUGACAGUGGAGCGAUCGAGGAAUGGUCAGACCUCAGCUCCGAGUGGUAAUACUACUGCGUGUAUAUUCAGCCAGAGCCCAGCACACUCGGCGGGCUUAGCAAGGAGUUACAUCCUGUUAACAUCGGACGUAAGCAAGGGAACUUCUCGGUUCAGUGGAGCGUGAGGUCUCCUGCAGAUAAACAUAUCGGAAAUAAUGUAUGGACCUCUGGCAUCAUGAAUUUCAGACUGUCAUCCUGUUCUAAAGACAUUUUUUUCAAUCACUCAAUUUCUUACGGCGGGAAAAUACUUUUUCGGUACUGAAAAUCGUACUUUUUGGAAUCAACGACUUCGGCAGCGUUCUCCGAGCGGCUACAAAUUGGUUAUGCACUUUAGCUUUUAUUUUUUAUUUCUUUUAUCGAAGUGGCAACUGUGGGGAGCGAUACUGCUGAAAAUGCGACGGAGAAAAGUCUGGAUUCGUGUCUAAAAUUCGUUUGACAAUUCCUUUCGGUUCUUAUCAAUAAAUAUUGAAAGUGUGCAAUUCGAGCAUGUUUUUAUUUUGGGAACUACUGAUACGUUGCAUUUUAUUUCAUUACUUUUAUACGGAAAUUUGAAAUAUGAUUGACCCGCAGUAUAAUUGCGCCGGAAAAGUGAAAUUUUUUUAUGCCAACAUCGUGUUGUGCCCGUAAGGGCUCUCAGCGUGAAUUCAUCGAUGACGAAAUAUCGACCGAACGAGCGCAUCGACCCUCGAUCUCAGCAUCGAAACUUCUAAGGAAAUUUAGGCUGUAUUCACAUGAGAAGGUGAAAACUCCUGAACCUAUGAAAUCAUGAAUUAACUGAAAAUCGCCAGUC